Theobroma cacao (cacao) is the source of this 3072-nucleotide messenger RNA. NCBI's taxonomy places the organism in Eukaryota, Viridiplantae, Streptophyta, Magnoliopsida, Malvales, Malvaceae. The record is from RefSeq and is a predicted model, not a curated record.
AUGCUUAGGCUGAUGCUUCAUUCGUUUAUGGGUGGGAGGAUUUCCCAUUUUAUGACAUUCUGUGGUGGAGGUAAUUUGUGUCUAACAAGGGCAGACAAAGAAUUGGGAGAAGCUCAGAGUUUGGAAGAUGAAAUUGAACGUAACAAGUGUUUCAAUUGGCGUCUUAGUUGGGGCUGGCGAUACUGCUUAAGUAUCAAAGUAGCGAAGAAGACACUUUGUAUCUCUCAACUUUUAGAGAAUUCUAAUUUUGAACGAGUAGGUUACCGAUCUACUCUUCCAGGAUUAGAGUUCAUUCCAUCUAAGGAUUUCAUGUCUUCUGAAUCUUCGAAUUCUGCUUUCAAAGGGAUCAUGGAGGCUCUGAAUAAUGGUGAUGUGAACAUGAUUGGACUAUAUGGGAUGGGAGGAGUGGGUAAAACCACUUUGGCAAAAGAAGUGGGAAACCAAGCCAAACAACUCUUCGAUAAAGUUGUGGUUGUAACCGUGUCCCAAAAUCCAAACAUCAACAAUAUUCAAGAUAAAAUUGCAGACUUUCUAGAUUUAGAUUUUCAAAAGAAGACACCAGAAGGAAGAGCAGAACAAUUGUGGUUGAGAAUCAAAGACGAGAAGAGCAUCCUUAUAAUCCUUGAUGAUGUUUGGGAAGAACUUGACUUGAAGGUUAUAGGAAUUCCAUUUGGUGAUGAUCACAAGGGCUGCAAAAUUUUUUUAACCACGCGUCUUCAACAAGUUUGCACUCGUAUGAAUAGUCAAAAGGAAGUUCACCUCAAUAUCUUAUCUGAAAAUGAAGCGUGGGCUUUAUUCAAAGAUAAAGCUGGUGUAGAAGAUGACUCCCCCACCUUGAUUGUAGCCAAGGAGGUUGCUCGUGAAUGCAAUGGUUUGCCUCUUGCAAUUGUAACUGUGGCAAAAGCUCUGAAAGGUAAAAGUCUAAAUGGAUGGAUGGUAGCAAAUCAACGACUUAGAGACUCAAGACCUUUAGAUAAUCAAGAUGUUUAUGGAGGUAUCUAUAGCCGUCUUGAGCUUAGUUAUGAUUAUUUGGAGGAUGAUAAUGUCAAGUCAUGUUUCUUGUUGUGUUCCCUUUUUCCAGAAGAUUUUGAAAUACCGAUUGAGAUUUUGGUUAUGUGUGGAAUUGGUCAAGGAUUGUUCUGUAACAUUAACUCAUUUGAAGUCUUACGGAGGGAAAUUUAUGAAGCAUUAACUAAACUCCAACAAUCUGGUUUGCUAUUGGAAACUGACGAUGAAGAAACUAUAAAAAUGCAUGAUGUGGUUCGCGAUUUUGCUCAUUGGGUAACAUUGAGAGGGGAAAAUAAAUUCAUGGUAAAAGAUGGGUUGACGGAAUGGUCUAUAAGUGAAAGUUUUGGAUAUUAUACGGCAAUCUCCUUAUGGGACGUUGAGAUAAAUAACUUUCCUGACAAUUUGGAAUUUUCAAAACUUAAGACUUUUUUUUUAGUGGGAGAUACUUCAUUGGAAAUUUCGAGUAUGUUUUUUGAAGGAAUGAAAACCCUCCGAGUUUUACUUCUCAAAAAUGUUGUACUCUCACUAAAAGCACUUCAAUUCUUGACAAAUCUUCGAACUCUGUGCUUUGUGGAUUGCAAGCUCAGAAACAUCUCAUCAUUGGGAAACAUGGAAAACCUUGAGAUUUUGACAUUGUUUGUUACUAAUAUUGAAGAGCUAACGGAGGAAUUAGUGGAAUUGCGAAGACUAAAAUCCCUAUAUUUCCAUGGAGAGGAACAUUGCUGCUAUUUCCCCCCUAACUUGCUAUCAAGAUUGAGAGUUUCUACUGAUCAAUGUUCUCAAGAAAACUUUGUGUUCCCUAAACUACAAAGGUACGAUAUAGCUGUAAAUGAAGAUACUGAAGAUUUGAUGGGGAUGCACUUGAGAACCUUGACAAUUAGAGAUUUCUCAUCCUCAUUAAAUGCAUUUAAGGAGCUGUUUUGCAACGUGGAAAACCUUACUCUGCACAAUAUCACCAUGGAAAGCUUGAUCGAUACAAAACGAGAACAAAGUUCAACCACUGCAUUCUCUACUCUGGUGAACUUAAAGAUGAAAGGAAUGACUUCUUUGAAAAAGUUAUGUCGUGGUCAAUCCCCGAUUAGCUUCUUACAAAAGUUAGAAACAUUGAGUAUUUCGGAUUGUAAGGAGUUGCAAUCAGUGUUUCAAAUGAAUGGGAAAGAAAGUCAAAUGCAAUCGAUCUCAAAUUUAAGAAACUUGGAGCUACGGUCAUUACCAACGUUGGAGAGUCUAUGGAAAGAGCCAACUCAUCAUGAUGUUGGAUUGCAUGGAGUGAAGGAGUUCUUAUACAAUGCCAAAAAUGUUACCCUAGAAAGAGUCAUGUAUCAGAAAAAUCUCAUUCCAAAUGUAGAUCCAAAGGGGCUUAAUGAAUUAACUUUUCUUGCACUUAAAAAUGGCAAGGAGCUGGAAUGCUUGAUUGAUGCAACAGAAGGCCACGUCUCAAACGAUGCCUUGAUCAAUUUGGUGGAAUUAGUCAUAGAAGAAAUGACUGGUUUGAAAAUGUUGUGCAACGGUCUGAUUCCAAAGGGAUUUCUACAAAAACUAGAGAAGUUGACAGCAAGGAAUUGCAUGGAAAUUGUCUCUUUAUCUCCCACGCCACAAAGUUUGAAGUUUGUAGAAAUUAGUUACUGCCAUAGAUUGAAACAUCUCUUCUCACCAUCCCUUGCUCAAAGCUUGGUGCUGCUACAACAACUCAUGAUAGAUCACUGUGAUGGACUGCAACACAUUAUCACUGAGUUGGGCCGUGCUGAUGAGAUAAAACCAAAUGCCUUUUCUCCGUUCUUGCCAAAAUUGGAAACUCUAAGAAUAAGUUAUUGUCCAAGACUGGAAUAUGUUUUUCAAAUCCCUCUGGCUCAAGUUCUUCCACGGUUAAAAUCAUUUUGGAUAACUGAUUCUCCUCAGCUACAACAAGUCUUCAUUGUGGCAAAAGAAAAUAAUGGAGUUUAUUGUGCCAUUGAACUCCCUUGCCUACAAGAUUUACGACUUGUAAACUUGACAAAUUUGGGUUGGUUUUGCUCGGAAAACUUUCUCAUCUCAUCAUCAUCUUUGGAGGAGUUGGAAGUUUAA